Messenger RNA from Anopheles marshallii, 1932 nucleotides. Its product is annotated as carnitine O-acetyltransferase-like. The record is from RefSeq and is a predicted model, not a curated record. The transcript has a single exon. Gene Ontology annotation, cellular component: peroxisome. Gene Ontology annotation, molecular function: carnitine O-acetyltransferase activity. Gene Ontology annotation, biological process: carnitine metabolic process, CoA-linked. NCBI's taxonomy places the organism in Eukaryota, Metazoa, Arthropoda, Insecta, Diptera, Culicidae. The coding region runs from base 1 to 1932 and encodes 643 amino acids.
AUGAACAUGACUCGCUUGUUUCAAUCUCGAACCGCGGCAUCACCACUCGGGAGAGUGUUAACAUCAUCUAGCGCGUCACUACCAGUGGGCAAAAUGGUUCCAACUUCCCAGCAAACGUACGGUACAUCCGCAACGGCCGGGCCGCUUGCACUUCAACGCCAACCCGUCCCGAAACUCUCCGAUACGAUGCAGAAGCUAGUAAGAUCUAUCGAACCGCACGUCGAUGCAACCACCCUAGCCGGGACAAAGCGUGCCAUUGAGCAGUUUUCCGUGCCGGGAGGAAUUGGCCAAAAAUUGCAAUCCUUACUAGAGCAACGUGCGGCCCAAAAAGAUAGUUGGCUUGCAGAUUGGUGGCUUCGCAGUGCGUACAUGGAGUACCGGGAUCCGGUUAUUGUGUACUCAAGCCCGGGCCUUGUCUUUCCCAAGGCCAACUACAAAACGCUCGAUGAACAGUUGCAGUACGCAGCAAAAAUGGUUUCGGCAGCACUCGCCUACAAGAUGCUUAUCGAUGGUGGCAAAAUUAAGCCGGAAAUGAUGGGUAAGAUUCCGUUGGAUAUGUCACAGUACGAGAAGAUCUUCGGUACCUGCCGUAUUCCCGGGAAGGAACGCGAUUCGGUGCAGUACAACCCACGAUCGAGACACAUUGUGGUGGCGUGCAAUAAUCACUACUAUCGACUUCCGGUGUUCACUUCUGCUGGGGGUAUUGCUAGCGAGGAACAAAUUCUCACAGAACUGAAGAAGAUCGCUACCAAGGAAGGUACCAAUCGGGCACCUCCUCUUGGCAUUCUGACCGCUAACCACCGGGAUAGUUGGGCACGUGCGUACGAUACGUUAAUGGGCGAUCCGAUCAAUCGUUCCUCGGUGGAAAGCAUUCAGCAAGCGCUGUUUGUUCUGUCGAUCGAUCAGGAGCUGCCACAAAAGCCUGGAACCGAUCAUAUCGUAACGGCAAGUGAUCUUUUGAUCCAUGGCGGAGGUUCCAACGCUAACGGUGGAAACCGGUGGUAUGACAAAACGAUUCAACUGGUCGUAGCACCAAACGGCAUUAAUGGUCUGACGUACGAACAUUCCCCAGCCGAAGGACAACCGAUCGCGGUAAUGACCGACUUCCUGCUGGAGUAUAUUAACAGCGGAAAGCGUCUCAAUACAAUGGAUCAAUCCGAAUUAAAGGAUGGAGCAGUUAAGCUGACCCUAAACGUUACACCUUCGUUACAAUCGGAAAUCGAACAAGCGGCCAAUUUCGUAGACAAACUGGCCGCAGACAUACAGAUGGACUAUGUGCACUUUACCGACUACGGGAAAGGAUUCAUCAAAACGCAACGCAUGAGUCCGGAUAGUUACAUCCAGAUGGCCAUCCAGUAUGCUUUCUAUCGAUUGCAUCACGCUCCCGGUGCCCAUUACGAAUCGGCCCAGAAUCGGAUGUAUAUACACGGCCGCACCGAAACGAUACGCUCGUGUUCGGUUGAAUCGAUUGCGUUUGCACGGGCAAUGUUAGAGCCGAAACAGGAUGGACGAUCGAAGCUGGAAGCUAUGAAAGCUGCCAUCAACGCCCACAAGGCGUACGUUUCGAUGGCAAUCCAGGGGCAAGGAGUAGAUCGACAUCUGCUAGGAUUGAAGCUGACCGCGAAGGAGAAUGGACUGACGGUGCCGGAACUAUUUUCCGACCAAGGCAUACAGCGUAGCGCACAUAUGCGGCUUUCCACUAGCCAGGUGGCAUCACGGUACGAUGCGUUCAUGUGCUAUGGACCGUUAACGCAAGACGGUUACGGAUGCUGCUACAAUCCGAAGGAGGACGAUAUGUGGUUCGGUGUGUCGGCAUUCCGUUCGAACAAGGAAACGGAUCUAGCCCGGUUCCGCGUGAGCUUACAGGAAGCGUUGCGCGAAAUGUACGAAGUGUUGGUCGUGUACGGUGAGAAGCCUAAGGCCAAGUUGUAA